Messenger RNA from Canis lupus familiaris (dog), 2649 nucleotides. Its product is annotated as nuclear envelope pore membrane protein POM 121-like. Bases 1 to 2649 code for a protein of 882 amino acids. The transcript has a single exon. The record is from RefSeq and is a predicted model, not a curated record. Lineage: Eukaryota; Metazoa; Chordata; Mammalia; Carnivora; Canidae.
AUGCUGUCAGCCCCCCAAGCACAGGCGUCCCUCACCUCCGCGUCCACCCUGGGCAGACUCCCUGCCUACGUGCCGCAGCUGCGGCUGGUCACCCCGGGGCCAGUGGCAGCACCCAGCUGUGGCCAAGACGUCUCCGCAGUGAAGAGGGCGUGGAGCGCCCGGGAGGAGGAGGACCCUGCCCUCACAGAGCCCCCAGAUGCUCGGAGAAGGUGCCCUAAAGGUGCCGGGGCAGCACAGCCGGCAUUCAGGCCCUUCGGUGUGGACAGAAGCCUGUGUUCCUUCGUGCCCAGGCCUGGGCCUCUGCACAGAAGCCUCCCCGCAGAGAGAGCAGCCGACGCAGCAGACAACAAGUCCCACACGUCCAGCAGGAGCUCGUGCAGCACUCGAAAUGCCAUCAGCAGCUCCUACAGCUCCACCAGGGAGUUCCCGUCCGUGCAGAGGAGGAGGGGUCCAGCCAGAAGACAGGGCCGGCUGCCCCCGAGGCCCCCAGGGAAAGUCAGCCAAGACAGCCCCUCGUGUCCCGCUGCGCCUCCUGUGCCCUGCCAGAUGAAGAACCAGCGCCAGCAGGAGGCAGGUGCCACCACGGGGCAGAAAGAACCCUGCAAGGACCGCUCACCCACGUCUGACUGCUCCAGGCCCCGAAGACGCAAGAUCCCUCUGCUGCCACACAGGCCAGGGGGUCCUGUGCGGCUGCCGCCAGCCCCUGAGCUCGGCUUUCGAGUCACCGCUGUGGACCUAGACGGGGAGAAGAAAGCCGCCCUCCAGCGCAUCGACCGUGCUCUGCGAGGGGAGGUGGAGGGCGUCUCGAGGUGCGGCUCCAGGUGCCCUUCCAGUGCCUUGCCCAGGCCUGCUGCUCGGGCCGUUGUACUGCCAGCUGUCGCUCCAGCCCCUGGCCUGAGUGCACAGCGGGCGGAGCAGGACUCCCCGGGUCCCCUGGCUGUCCUGUCGCCUGGUGGAGGGGCUGUCUCUGUGCCGCCUCUGUCUCGGGGGGAGCCCAGCUCCCCUGGCGCCACCUCCUGCCUGUCACAGCCCCUCCCUGGCACCUGUGCACGAUCCUCACCUCCAGCCCCAUGCACCUUGCUGGCCUCUGCUUCCUGCCCGGGAUGGGGAUCGGGCAGGGCUGACCUGUGUGCCGAGGCCCCGGACCCCUCCAGGCCUGCUCCCUGCUCUGCAUCAGGCCUGGCGUGUGCACGGAGCAGCCCAGCUCCUGGCUGUUCCAUUCCCGCAGCUGCUGCAGAGUCCCUGCGCCCCCCCAGGGUGAAGCGCGGCAGGCACUGCCCUCGGAUGGGAGGCGAGGGAGGGGGCUCUCUGCCAACCAACUGGGUCAGCGGUUUAACGGAUGCCAGCUGUGCCUUCCCCGCUGUUACCAGCACCUCCAGAACGCAGUGCCCUAGCCCCAUGUGUGUUGACUGUCCCGUGUUCAGCUCCCGGAGCUCCCCUCCCGCCGUGGGGCCUCGUGCCCCCCCUUCCAGGAGCCUGCCGGUCACUUGUGCUGUCCCUUCCAGCCCCUCAAGCGGCACAUCCGCAGGCUUGGCUCCCCAGCCAGCCUCUGACGGCCAGGUCACCCCCAUGGACUGCACUCCCCCUUGCCAGCCUCUGCUCUUGGGGUCUCCCCCUGGCUCCAGUGGGAGCUUCUUUCCAUCUGCCCAGGCCCUUCCGAUGCCCUCCAGAGACAGCAUGGGCUCAGUCACAGCCACCACUGGCCUGCACACGCUGGGGCUCUGGAGCCACAGCCCACCUGGGAACCGUCCCCGUGGGAACCCAGGAACCCCAGCUCAGCCCACAUUCGGGGCCACUGACGGGCAGUGUCAGGGAGCCACCAGCCUUCGCAGCGCUGUCCCCUAUGGACAACGGGCAGCUCCAGCCUCAACCGCUGCCGUGGUCCUGACCUCGGCUCUAGGCCGGCUCUCCUUGGGCAGCGCCACACAGGUGGCUUUCGGGGGUUCCUCGCCCACCUCCUGCACCUCGGGGACCCAUGCUGGCACCCAGCCAGGCGUUGCUGCCACCCCAGCUGUCGUGCCCCCCGGCACGGCCACCGCCCCUAGCUCCAUGACCAAUGCUGGGCCCAACAGCCGGCAGCCCUGCCCAAUAGCUGGCGGUGCAAGCCCAGCCCCCUUGAGCUUGGGGGUUGGCGCAGCCCCCGCAGGCUUGGGGAGGAGACAGGCUGCCCCAGGUCGGAAGCGCACCUUUGGAGCUCUCAGCGUGACGCCACAAACCAGCGGGGCCCCGAGCGGCACACACCGCUCUGGGGACAGCUUGGGCCCGAACACCCGGGGCCACCCUUGCGGGAGCACCCCCAUCACCACCGCCCGAGCCAGCACUCAACACAACCCUGUGUCUGGAGCCCCGAAAGCCCCUCGUGUGAGUCCCAGCCCGAGGCACUUAGCGGCUCAGAGGCCCCCGAGGCCCAGCCCAGAGCCCAGCAGCACUGCCAGCGAGGCCACCUGCAGGGUCGCGUGGGUCCCAGGCCCUACUCCUCCCGGCGCUGCCUCUGUGCUGAGCACAGCCAGGAGCAGCCCUGCCACAACGAGCCCCUCGUCAGCUGCCCAGGGCUCGGGGAGUCGCAAAAGAGCUGCACCGGGCCACAAGUCAUUUGCCUCCACCUCGCAAUCCACUCUUUUGGGGUCUAGGAGGAAAAUGCGGGCCUGA